Colletotrichum truncatum is the source of this 2343-nucleotide messenger RNA. RefSeq names its product ATP-dependent RNA helicase DBP7. Gene Ontology annotation, cellular component: nucleus. Gene Ontology annotation, biological process: ribosome biogenesis. The record is from RefSeq and is a predicted model, not a curated record. NCBI's taxonomy places the organism in Eukaryota, Fungi, Ascomycota, Sordariomycetes, Glomerellales, Glomerellaceae. Gene Ontology annotation, molecular function: nucleic acid binding; ATP binding.
AUGGAGAGAGGAAUGACCUUUCAUCAGCCCGCGAUCGACGACAUUCUCAUCGACAAAAUGGCGGACGACGGCAUGAUUCUCAAUUUUGACCUGGGGACUGGUCCUUUAAAGCCUCAGGUCAAGAUUCAAGGAGGUCGCUGGCGCGACAGAGUGAAGGCACAGAGAAUCGCAAAGGGCGUGGACAAACGCCCUUCAUCGCCUUCUUCAGAUGCUGCCCCGCCUCCACAGAGAUACACACCCGCGUCCAGGAAACCUCAACGAGACCGCCCCAGCGACGAGGACGGUGCUUAUGGGCGCCCAGCGAAGCGGCCAAGAGCUGAGCCUCCACGGCCGAGCGCUUAUCAAACUGGCAAGCUGCCGCCCGGCAGCAUCUCGACUGGAGGCAAACCGAGAGACGGCCAAGUCACUUCGAAGCUUUUCUCAUUCAACCCGACACCCAAGACAGUCUUUGACGAGCCUAACGAUGGUGAGAAGGUUGAGGAAGUGGCGCAAGAGCCUUCAAACGCCCCCUUAUCGGACGAGGCUGCCAGCUUUCACGCCCUCGGUAUCUCAAGACGCCUCGCCCUGACCUUGUCUGGCAAGAUCCAGCUCAAAGCGCCCACUGCUAUUCAGGCCAAAGUCAUUCCACAACUGAUCAAGGAAGAUAGCGAUGCGUUUGUGCAGGCGCAAACGGGUUCCGGAAAGACGCUGGCUUACCUGCUUCCUAUCCUCCAGCGGAUCCUUUCCGUUGAGGGACAGAUCAAGAGAGACUCGGGCCUGUUUGCCAUUGUUCUGGCACCCACCCGCGAACUUUGCAGACAGAUUGAUGUCGUUCUUGCCAAGAUUCUCCCACCAUACCUCGUCAGCACGACGGUCAUCGGUGGUGAAAGCAAACACUCCGAGAAGAGCCGCCUACGUAAGGGUGUUAACAUUCUCAUCGCAACACCCGGUCGCUUGAGCGAUCACCUUCAAAACACCAAGAGUCUUGAUGUUGGCACUGUCAGAUGGCUGGUUCUCGACGAAGGUGAUCGUCUGAUGGAGAUGGGUUUCGAGGCGGAGCUGCGCACCAUUGUCGGCAAAAUUCGCGAAGGAGGUCUAUCGGACACAACCGCGAACGGAGUCUCACUUGCCGGCCUGCCGACACGACGUGUUACCGUUCUCUGCUCAGCUACGAUGAAGAUGAAUGUGCAGAAACUUGGCGAGAUCAGUCUCGAGGAUGCUGUGCACAUUACCACGUCAGAAGAGGAACAGGAUGGAGCAGAGGAGGUUAAGUUCGAGGCGCCGGCGCAGCUGAAACAGAAUUAUGUCAUUGUUCCCGCCAAGUUACGACUGGUCACACUCAUCUCACUCCUCAAAUCGACCUUUUCGCGUAAGGGAUCGGUGAUGAAGGCAAUCAUCUUCCUUGCUUGUGCCGACUCGGUCGACUUCCACUUCGACCUCUUGCGCAAACCGCAGCCUGACGACGAGAAACCAUCAGGCAACCCUUCGCAAACAGCCAACACUGUUGCCCCUGCAGCAUACAUCACCUCGCCCGCCAACACCAACAUCGUUCUCCACAGACUCCACGGCUCUCUUCCCCAACCUGUUCGAACAGCGACCUUGGCAUCCUACAGCAACUGCAAGGACCCGGCAGUCCUCAUCACCACCGACAUUGCAUCUCGUGGUCUCGAUGUGCCUUCCGUCGAACUUGUCGUCGAGUACGACCCGGCUUUUGCCGCUGCCGACCACGUUCACCGUAUUGGUCGUACUGCCCGUGCUGGCCGUCCCGGAAAGGCUGUUCUCUUCCUGAUGCCUGGAUGCGAAGAAGGAUAUAUCGAGCACCUGAAGGCUAAGAAUGCUUCUCCUCCCAAACCUGAACUCUACGACACCGUCCUCCAGCGCGGAUUGACGACACCAAUGGACUUUCCUGUUGAGACAGACGCCAAGCCUCUCCCCGCAACAGACAAGAGCUUCAACGCUCGCGCCGAGAAUCUGCAACUCCACCUUGAACAACGCCUUCUCCUGUUUCCGGCGAAGAAUCUCCUCGACGAGGCUCGCAAGGCUUUCCGCUCCCAUAUCAGGGCUUACGCUACGCACGUUAAAGAGGAACGUGUGUACUUUGACAUCACUGAGCUCCACCUGGGUCACAUGGCCAAGGCUUAUGGCCUGCGUGAGGCGCCAUCUGGUGUCGGACGUGGCGGCCACGACAGCAAGAAGGCCGUUAUGAAGCAGAAGGCUGCCAACAAGCGGGGCGAGAAGAAGUCAAGCAACGCCAUGGAGGAUAUCAACACUGCUGGGGGUGCCGAGGCGAACGAGAUGGAGAAGAGAAUGAAGAUGAAGAUGAGGGCAGUGAUGAACUCUGCCAGCGAAUUCAACCUUGGUUGA